CAAUGGCAGGUAACAGGUAUACCUUGCACACAUGCCAUUUUUCUAGUCAUUUCACGGAGGGGGCUAGAAUUGGAACAGUUUGUGGAUGACUGCUACUCUGUUGCAACAUUCAAGAAGGCAUAUGCAGGACAUGUAGUUCCAAUGACAGACAAGUCUCAAUGGGCCAAGAUUAAUGUAGGAUUCAAGUUAUAUCCACCUCUGUUGAAGAGGUCAGCAGGCAGACCUAGAAGCAGAAGGAUUAAAGGAAUGGAAGAAGGAGGUUCAGGAAAAAGAAAGUAUAGAUGCAAGAGGUGUGGUCAGUUUGGCCAUAUCAAGAAGACUUGCAAUGAACCAGUUGCUGAUCCAUCUGCCCCUCCACCAGCCCCACCAAAGCCCAAGAGAAAAAGAGUGAAGAAAGUUGUGCUUUCUGUGCAAGAUCCUGUUAUACAAGUCCCAACAGCUACUGUGUCCACACCUUCAAGAUCACAAGCAUCUGGGGUAACUCAAACAAGCCCAAUAACAAGGAGCAGGGCUAGAGCUCUCAAUUUGGAUGUUGAUGCUCCAAGCAACAAGGCAGCUGGUGCCAUCUGAAGACUGAAGUUCAAUGACAUGAAAUUUGCUUUUGUAUAAAUGUAGGAUGCUAUGUUCACUGAUGUUAGCUUUUAAUGGCAUGGACUCCUUUAUGUGCUAAGUGCACUGCUUUUGUUAUGGAGCCAAUGGGCAGUACUACUCAUAUUUGCUAGGCAAAAUGUGCCUAAAGACUUUCAUGUAUGGCUUUUGUAUAGACCAAGCUUAAUGGCAGUGGCAGUACCAUGUGUGGCACUGGAUGUA
Molecule: messenger RNA, 810 nt
Organism: Oryza sativa Japonica Group (Japanese rice)
Lineage: Eukaryota; Viridiplantae; Streptophyta; Magnoliopsida; Poales; Poaceae
Source: RefSeq, a predicted model, not a curated record